Messenger RNA from Olea europaea var. sylvestris, 1535 nucleotides. Its product is annotated as heat stress transcription factor A-6b-like. Gene Ontology annotation, molecular function: RNA polymerase II cis-regulatory region sequence-specific DNA binding; DNA-binding transcription factor activity. Bases 235 to 1278 code for a protein of 347 amino acids. The transcript has 3 exons. Gene Ontology annotation, biological process: regulation of transcription by RNA polymerase II. Gene Ontology annotation, cellular component: nucleus. The record is from RefSeq and is a predicted model, not a curated record. Lineage: Eukaryota; Viridiplantae; Streptophyta; Magnoliopsida; Lamiales; Oleaceae.
CUCUCUUCCUAGCAUUCAUCAUCUCAACUGCUCAAACGACCUUCCUAAAAGAGAAAGAUUAGCAAGAAAGUUUUCUAAAAGUAUCCUUUAUCUUUAACUUCUCCAAUUUACAUUCGCAUUUUUUGAAAUUUUGUUUCAAAAUUCAUGAACCCUGCAAUUUUUUCUUUGAAUUUCAUAAGUUUUUGCAUAUCUUGUAAUAAGAACAUCAUAAGAAAUAUAUAAGAAAACUUUAUAAUGAAUCCGAUAUAUCCAGUGAAGGAAGAGUAUCCGGGAGGAGGAUCAUCAAGUUCAACUGCAUGGCAAUCAAGAAAUCAGUCAGAUGGAGUGGCGCCACCGCCUCCGCCACCGCCACCACCGCAGCCAAUGGAAGGGCUGCACGAUAUGGGCCCUCCACCAUUUUUGACCAAAACCUUUGAAAUGGUGGAGGAUUCGACCAUUGAUAAUAUUGUUUCUUGGAACAGAGGGGGGCAUAGUUUUGUUGUGUGGGAUCCCCAUUCUUUCUCCACCAGUGUUCUUCCAAGAUACUUUAAGCAUAAUAAUUUCUCGAGCUUUGUAAGGCAGCUGAAUACUUAUGGUUUUCGAAAGAUCGAUCCCGACAAGUGGGAGUUUGCGAAUGAAGCAUUUCUUAAGGGUCACAAGCAUCUGUUGAAGAACAUUAGGAGAAGAAAGGCACCAACUCAUCAGUCUCUUCCUCCACAGCAAGUUAUGGUUGAUCCUUGCGUUGAGGUUGGAAUGUUUGGAUUAGACGAGGACAUUGAUCGUUUGAAGCGCGAUAAGCACGUGUUAAUGAUGGAACUCGUGAAGUUAAGGCAGCAGCAGCAGAAUACGCGAGCAUAUCUUCAAGAAAUGGAGUCAAGGUUACAAGGGACGGAGAGGAAACAGCAACAGAUGAUGAAUUUCUUAGCACGAGCAAUGCAGAAUCCCGAGUUUAUUCAGCAGUUGGCUCAGCAGAAGGGGAAAAGGAAAGAACUUGAAGAGGCUAUUAGUAAGAAGAGACGACGACCAAUUGAUCAAGGGCCGAGUUAUGCUAAAGGAGAGGAGUCGAGAAAUCCAUAUGGGUUCCAAGUUUCUGAACUGGAGGCACUCGCACUUGAAAUGCAAGGAUUUGGUAAGGUGAAAAGGGAGCCGGAGGAUGAGCUUGAAGAACUCGAACACUUUGAGAGCUCGGAUAAUGAACUCGACGAGGAAUUCUGGGAGGACUUACUGAAUGAGGGAUUUGAUGAAGAAUUUGGUGCCACUGGAAAUGAAGAAGAUAUUUAUUUGGAUUGGACAAGAUAGCGAACGUGCACCUCAUAUGCUUAUUCUUGCACAGUGGGAUUGGCUCCUGAAGCCUUGUACUUGACAAGAUACGAAGAGUUUGGUUCGAGUUUUCAUCGCUCGGGUAGGUAUAUGCAUUCUGAAGUGGACAGACGAUGUGUUAUGAAUCUCGUCAAAGCAUUUAUUUUCGAGUAGAAAGGGACGUUGGUUCAACUCUUGUCGCCUAGCUCUAAACUGAAGUAAGCAUAUACUUUUAUAUGAAUAUCGAUUAUCAGUCA